Molecule: messenger RNA, 1048 nt
Organism: Cucurbita maxima (winter squash)
Lineage: Eukaryota; Viridiplantae; Streptophyta; Magnoliopsida; Cucurbitales; Cucurbitaceae
Product: ribosome-inactivating protein luffaculin 1-like
Exons: 1
Coding region: 3-860 (285 amino acids)
Biological process (GO): negative regulation of translation
Molecular function (GO): rRNA N-glycosylase activity
Source: RefSeq, a predicted model, not a curated record
AGAUGUCCAUCCAAAACAAUCGAAUCGAAAAGAUGAAUGUUGUGUCGGUGUUUUGUUUGGUAAUUCUGGCCAUCUUCCAUGGAAGUUCAAGUUGUGUUGCGGGUGACGUGAGCUUCAACCUGUUGGGUUCGAAUUCCAAAUCUUAUAGCAACUUCAUCAAAGCUCUAAGGAGUGCUCUUCCAUCCAAGGACAAAGUAUACAAUAUAUCACUAUUGCUUGGCUCGGCAACAGGCGCAAGUCGCUACACACAAGUGAAACUCUCCAAUUAUGACGGGAAAGCCAUCACGGUGGCAAUAGAUGUAACAAACGUUUACAUCAUGGGGUAUCUCGUGAACUCAACUUCCUACUUCUUCAACGAAUCUGAUGCCCAAUUGGCUUCUAAAUAUGUGUUCAAAGAUAGCACCCGUAUUACACUUCCAUACUCCGGUAAUUACGAAAAGCUUCAAAAUGCGGCAGGCAAAAAAAGAGAAAAAAUUCCCCUUGGAUUCCCAGCUUUGGACAGUGCAAUUACCACCUUGUUUCAUUACGACUCCACGGCUGCUGCUGCGGCAUUUAUCGUGGUGAUUCAGUGCACGGCUGAGGCUUCAAGAUACAAAUAUAUCGAGGCCCAAAUGAUUAAGAGAAUUUCCAAAGACGAUGUCCCAAGUCCGGCGAUUAUCAGUUUAGAAAACAGCUGGUCUGCUCUCUCCAAACAAAUUCAAUUGGCUCAAACAAAUAAAGGAGUUUUUAAAGCUCCGGUUUUGAUUACAGACGAUCAAGGCCAACGAGUUGAAAUAACCAAUGUCAGUUCCAACGUUGUAACCAAAAACAUCCAGUUGCUACUAAACUCACAAAAUAUUGCAGCUUUGAGCUACAAUUAGAAGAAGGCGGCGUUGAACAUUAUGAUAAUUAAGGUUAGGACUCCACCUUCAAGAGUGUCUGUUGUUUGUAUUUCCUGAGUUUAAUCCUGCUGUGGAAAUAAAAGCAUGCUCAUGUCAUUUAACUGUGUGAAUGCUAUGUGUUUGUGUUUUAUUUCUUUCUAUAAUAAAGUAUUGUGGAGUCUUUGGUA